CUCAAGCGUACCCGGUACCUUUUGGGCCUGAACUUGAGCAUGUGCGAUACAGUUCCGCGCACCGUUAUCGUUGACGCCUCGACGGGCCGCCUGAACUUGAAGCGGCCGCCCAGAAGUGUCUCAGGAGGAAGACCAGAUUGGCAAUGAUCGGUUUCGGCCUCUUCUCCUCCGAGCUGCCUCGAAGGUUGUGAGCAAGGGCGCCGUCCUGCUUCGCAACCUUGACAGAAGGGCGCCGUUUGGACAAGAAGCAGCAAACAUGUCGGAUGAUGAGCAUACGUUCGAUGGAGCUGGAGAUGCGGGGGCGUCGUUGACGUUCCCGCAGCAAGCUGGCACCAUCAGGAAGGGAGCUUUCAUCGUGAUCAAGGGCAGACCCUGCAAGGUUGCGGAAGUUUCCACUUCCAAGACUGGGAAGCACGGCCACGCAAAGUGUAACUUCGUUGGAAUUGAUAUCUUCAACGGAAGGAAGCUUGAAGAUAUUGUGCCGUCAUCUCACAACUCGGAGGUUCCCCACGUGAAGCGCACUGACUACCAGCUCAUGGACAUUACGGAUGACGGCUAUACCGGGCUGCUGACAGAUUCCGGGGACAUGCGCGAUGAUUUGAAGCUACCCACUCAUGAUGAUGAGUUGGCCCAGAAACUCAAGGCCGACUUUGCUGCCGGGAAGGAGCUGGUGGUAACGGUCUUGUCUGCCAUGGGGGAGGAGCAGAUUAACGCGAUUAAGGACAUCAGCGCAAAGUAAGGACGGCAGGCAGGCAGGAAAAAGGGCGGGCAUUCUAGGGGUUACUGAGAUGGAUUGGAUGGGGCUCCUGUGCAUGGGCUUCCAUGGGGCGGACAGGAUUGUGCGCAUAUGUUUCCAUAGGAACAGCUCGAGCAAUCAAAUUCUCCUGCUUCUGUGCACAUUGAUCAAAAGCAAGCUCGUUCUGCAAUGGCUUGGCAAGGAGAAACCGCAUCGAGCCAGGAUGAGGGUUCUGUCACCUUGUUCGUUGCGUAGAUUUGGAAAUCAGAAUUUCAACUGACCGAUUGGUUGACACAAACUCCAUGGGGAGGAUAGACUGGUACUAGAGCUGGCAGUGAAAAGUCAGCUGAAUGGUUUGGAUCGAGUCCAUAGGAAGAAGUCUGCAGCCCAUCUGGCUGAGAGGGGUUCGUAGAUCGUGCGUUUUGACUGAAAAGUUGUGCCUCACGAGUCCUUCUAGCUUUAUUGUGUCCAUCGGGUACUGUUGUUCGAGAAUUCGACCUUGGACUGUCCGUGAUCUGAUUACUCAUUGGGCGCCAUUAAGCUAUGUGAUUGUUCAUAAUGUUCAUCCAAUGGGC
Molecule: messenger RNA, 1311 nt
Organism: Klebsormidium nitens
Lineage: Eukaryota; Viridiplantae; Streptophyta; Klebsormidiophyceae; Klebsormidiales; Klebsormidiaceae
Source: the annotation of a GenBank genome assembly